Molecule: messenger RNA, 1142 nt
Organism: Spirodela intermedia
Lineage: Eukaryota; Viridiplantae; Streptophyta; Magnoliopsida; Alismatales; Araceae
Source: the annotation of a GenBank genome assembly
AUGUUAAAUCAGGCAAAUAUAAAAUUUAUAAAACUGGAAAAUACGAAUUUUUGGAUAUUUAGAAGUAUUUCUAAAUAAAUAUAUCAAUUAUAAAAAAAAUUCCAAAAAUAGCGGUAAUUUUCCAAGUCGAUCACAGGGAUGUAAUAUAAUAUCUGAUAAUUAUUCAGAAUUUUUCUCAAUGAAUACGAUUUUCUUACAAAUUUUAUACUAGGAAAUAAAAAGGAAAUAUAUUUAAAAUUCACGAAAAAAAAGGAAAUAAGGGUGCAGGUGUCAGGAUGACGUCAGCGCCAGGCGAACGUGAAUCAAGCAGAAACAGAGUUCCGCCCGGUGAUUCUUACGUAAGCGAUUACAAACGACUUAAUUAAUGAAAUUAAGAUCUGUAAAAGCUGGAAGAAUCGUAAUUUAACGAAGUAUAGUUUGGUAAAUUAAAAUCACACAAAGUAUCACUAAAUAAAGCGUAAAUUAAAUUGAAACCAGGAAAACAGAGUUCCGACGUCGCGACGGCGAUGCGUUGGCGAUGCACCGGAAUCCUAAGCGUUUGGGAGGAUCGUCGUGUAGUUUCCACGGCCUCGAAGGCUCUCCUUGGACAAAGACGACGUGGGCAAUCUCUAGAUCUUCUCGCGAAGCCUAGAGAUCAAUGAAGUGGGUCGUCGAAUCGUCUCCGACGGCUGUCACCUGGCGGAGCGGAAAAAUGGCGACUUUGUGGCUCUCCGGCGGCUGUCACCCGACAGAGAGGCGCUGAAUGGAGGUGGGGCGCGUGUCAGGGAGCUUCAUCCUCAGGUCCGCACAACAAGAGGAGGCUCUUCAUUGCAUCUGGUACGCUCUCAAGAGGUGGCGACUGGUCUCCCGGCGGAUCGUCCUCUUCCCGACGACGCCUUGUUCGUCGAUCAAUCGGAGAUGAUUUACUCGAUGGAUUUGCGAUCCUUUUAUCGCGAAUCGUUCAACAAUUUUAGUAGCAAUGCUCCGUGAAUCGCGUUGACAAGAUUUUCGCCGAUGAUCCAGCGAUUCUCGUUGCUUAAUCCUUCACCGGCGAUCUGCAGGAAAGUUGCGAUAAUCAGAUAAAAAUAUAUGAAUUUUGACUCUGGGAGGAUUCGAACCCACGCCGGUCGCCCCCACCUCUUCUGAGGAAGGUGUGGGUUUAG